GUCUUUUGGCCUUUCCUUCAGUGCCUCUAGACAUGUUGUCCAAGAACUCUACUUUGAAGAGAGACUAGAGAACAUUCAGAGACCAGAGAGAGGCAGAAGGAAGCUGCUGUUCAAUCUCAUGGCUGCUAUGGAGCCAUCAUCCCAGCCAACGCUCCUCACUAAGAAACAAGUGAAGAAGGAAAUGGGGAGGCUGAACAGGGAGCUGCAGCUGGUGACCAGCCAAAGGAAUGCUUUGCGAGAUCGCCUUCUCUCCAUCACUGAGGGAAAUGUGGAAAAUAGGCCCUAUCACAGGCCAAAUCCUUCCUAUGAGAAGCUGAAGAUGGAGCAUAAGGAGGUCAUGGCAGAACUACAGAGCUUACAGAAUAAGAACACUGAGGCUUCAGGGAAGUUAGAUGACCUUGUCAAGGAGACGGGCUUCUAUCGCGGUCUGCACAGCCGGCUCCUGAUGGAACAAACUAAGCUGAAGAAGAAAGUAGACGUUUUGAGGCAGGAGAACAAGAAACGGAUGGAGGAUUGGUUCCUGCUGAAGCACCACUUGAGGGAAUGGAAAUCGAUCUGUAAGAACCAAGACGAAAAGACCAGUGACCUACAGACCCAGCAAAAGGAGUUCCAAAGACUGAAGGAAAGACUGCAGUUCCUGCUGAAGCAGAGGGAGAUGCUUUCCCGGGAAAAGGACUUGGCAGAAAAGCUGCACCAUCACUUUGAGGUCUACCAGAUGAGGUCAGAAAAACUCCGAUGUGACCUGGAACAGGCCACAGUCCAGGAUGAGAGCCUCCUUCAGAAGGAGCUGCUAACCCAGGAACUACCUGCUGAUCUUGAUCCUGAACAAAUACUGAAUUCUGGAGAUGCCUUUUCUUCCUCAGCUUUUAUUUCCUAUGUGUGAAUAGGCCCCAAUUAAGCCAAGCCAGUAACCCAGCAGGGCUGCUCCUGGGUCCCUAUUCCCUUUCCUUCCUGACAACACCCCUGAGAACCUGAGAACACCAUAGGAGCCACAGACACCUUGAAAGCAUGACAUCCUUCACCCUAGGAUCAAGGCCUUCCUUAGAAAAUGACACCCCUUGUAUCUCUGAACUCACCACAAGGCAAAUACCAACUGACCUCCAGGUGACCCAUGCCAAAAUGGUCCAUGUGUCUGAUGGCUCAGAGAUCAUGAAGAAAAGAAACCAUCAAAAAGAACACUGAGACACAGAAACCCAGAGACAAAAAAUACUCUGAACUCUGACAUCCACUUCAAGUGGCCCUAGUGAGGGACACAACAACAUGGAGGGAAGAGAUGGUGCUGACAAGACUUACUCUGUCAUUUUGCUGUGGAGGACUUUGGCAAGCUCACUGAGUCCUCAGCCCUCCAUUUAUGGUGGAAAAUCUGUCCUGGAAGACUUCAUGGAUGCCAGGCUGUUAUCCAGACAGACAACACCCAAAAGCACUGGAUUCUCCCUGCAGUGGAGUCUAAAGCUGACUGACUCCCUGACAGACAGAAACAUUGCUGAGGACAAACCCUACAGAAAUGACAACAGUGCCUCUUUUCAUGUGUUAGUUUGUUCCAUACCUGACCUUGCUGAGAACAUGACAUAUAAAUCCACAAAGAGGCCUGACUCUACUCAUCUUGAAACGGCUGUUAGAAUCAUGACUGCCUGGCAACCUUAUGUCUAAGAACAGGCACAGGCUGUAGGUCUGUGAUCCUCAAUCUGCAGUGAGCAAAUGCUGCUUAGCUUAGCUGUUAGUUUGAUUUUUGAUUUUGGUUUUUUUUAUUGUUUGGUUUGUUUUAUUAUUUUCAUGUUAUUUGUUCUUGUUAUUGUUCUCAUAAUUUGCUAAGGCUAUUCACUGUUUAUAUUGACUUCCCUUUUAAAGCCCCUUUCCAGAUAAUGAAUUUUUUAUUAAUUAAAAAAAGCAAUUUCCAACUGUU
Molecule: messenger RNA, 1903 nt
Organism: Mesocricetus auratus (golden hamster)
Lineage: Eukaryota; Metazoa; Chordata; Mammalia; Rodentia; Cricetidae
Product: disks large homolog 5-like
Exons: 6
Coding region: 119-883 (254 amino acids)
Source: RefSeq, a predicted model, not a curated record